Molecule: messenger RNA, 1221 nt
Organism: Humulus lupulus (European hop)
Lineage: Eukaryota; Viridiplantae; Streptophyta; Magnoliopsida; Rosales; Cannabaceae
Product: short integuments 2, mitochondrial-like
Exons: 8
Coding region: 316-1221 (301 amino acids)
Cellular component (GO): mitochondrion
Molecular function (GO): GTP binding; GTPase activity
Source: RefSeq, a predicted model, not a curated record
UCAGGCGCCAAACCCUAAGUUUUUUCUUCCUUUCCCGUGUACCCAUUUCCCCUAUACUCAUUUCUUCAAUCUUUCUUUCUUUCUCUUCCUGGUCUCUCUCGGUCUAUCUCUCUCGUACUCUCUCGGUCUUUCCCGUAGACCUAUCUCUCUUAUCUUCUCUUUCCACCUUCAUUCUUUCACAGUCACUACAACCUCGACUCGGCAGCUGCCACCACCCUUCCUCCAGCUUCGACUAACUCCUAAUUUAUUCAUUCGCCAAACCCGUUCGAAUAUAGACUUGACCACUUCACAGUGUUUUCUAGCUAAAACAAAAAGAUGGGUGUAAAGAAAUUCGCGAAGAAGGGUUUAGGAGAAAUGGGGUUCAACGGCGGCGGUGGAGUUAUCAAUUGGUUCCCUGGUCACAAGGCCGCAACCUCCUGCGCCAUUCGCGAUCGACUCAAGCAAGCUGACCUUGUCGUUGAGGUCCGCGAUGCUCGAAUUCCCCUGUCGUCUGCCAACCAGGACCUUCAAUCUCACCUCUCCGCCAAACGACGCGUUAUUGCUCUCAAUAAGAAGGACCUUGCCAAUCCCAAUAUCAUGCCGGAAUGGGUUCGUCAUUUUGAAUCGUUCCAACAAGAUUGUAUUCCCAUAAAUGCACACAGUAAGACUUAUGUUAGGAAGCUUCUUGAGCUGGUGGAGUUUAAAUUGAAGGAAGCGAUUUUGAAAGAGCCAACUCUGCUUGUUAUGGUUGUUGGGGUUCCUAGUGUUGGAAAAUUUGCUUUGAUUAAUUCCAUUCAUCAAAUUGUGUUGUCUUACUUUCCUGUGCAAGGGAAGAAUAAGAGAGCAACAGUAGGUCCUCUGCCUGAUGUUACUCAAGAUAUUGCUGGUUUCAAGAUUGCUCAUCAGCCGAGCAUAUAUGUACUGGACACUCCAGGUGUACUAGUUCCAAGUAUCCCAGAUAUAGAGACAGGACUAAAGCUUGCUCUUGCACGGUUGAUUUCCUUCAUUGUUUUGGCCUUGAGCUCAUUGGGUAGUUUACUUCACUGGGUUUUGAUUGCCUGUGAAAUUUCUGUACAGGGGAAAUUGGUAGAUCCCCAGGGUAAAAAGAGCAAAGCAAGUUUACGGAAGCUUGAUGAGCAGCCUGAAUGGUUGAGGGGAGGAAAGCUGCGUGAUUAUCAACUUGAGGGUCUGAAUUUUCUUGUUAAUAGGUAUGUCAUUUUAUUUGGAACUAUUUUUCCAUGA